AAGAUCGCAACUAACCGUACAUCAACGCACUCACAGUGGCGAGAAGCCCUAUAGGUGCGAGGUAUGUUGGAAAGCGUUUGCACACUCUACCGCCCUUAAGUUGCAUACCCGAAAGCACACAGGCGAAAGCCCUUCAAGUGCGUGCUGUGUGAAGCCAGCUUCACGCAGUUGCCGCAUCUCAAGAAACACAUGCUGUGCAUUCACAAAAGUAGCAAGCCGUACGUCUGUAGAUAUUGCAAGUCGUUUCAUCAGACGAAGAUGGACCUAGAGGCUCACUAUGUCGCAUGUAAACAUUACGCGGAACCUAAGAUGCCGGACGUCAAGCUUAACGACAAAGUCCUGGAGACUCCGAUGCCUGUAGAGAAAAUGAGAUUCUUGCUGGCGAUUUUAUUGAAAAAGAUCUCUGUGCCAGAGAGACUGCAGGAGUUGGGAUUUGAUAAAAAGUUGAUCGAUGAUGUACUGAUAGAAUCCAUAAAGAAUUCGGGAAGAGAACCCUGCACAAAUUCUGAGUUGUCCGUAGGAGAACGAUUGAAGAAGAAUGUCACGAUUCUUCUAGAAUGGACUGUUCCGAAGUCGUAUAUGGAAAGUUCAAGCUGGAACGUCGUUCAACAGAAGAGUUGCUGGAAGAACUGACUUCAUAGAAAUUUGAAGUAACUAAAAAGCAGGUCGUGGAAAACUGUAUUUUACGGGACAAAUAGUUAUACUGAAAAAAAAAAACGCACAUACCAGAUGUCAUGUCAUACUCUGACUGUUGUCUAUAAAUCUGAACAGAUUCUUUUGAUGUCUCCAAAAAUGCGGUUAUUCUCGACG
Messenger RNA from Acanthoscelides obtectus, 810 nucleotides. NCBI's taxonomy places the organism in Eukaryota, Metazoa, Arthropoda, Insecta, Coleoptera, Chrysomelidae. The record is from the annotation of a GenBank genome assembly.